AUGUUGGCAGAUCGAGAAGGCUCUUAUAAACUCCACGUUUUCCAAACCUUCUUCUUCCACAAUGCCAGCUUUGUGGACACUUCAGCCUGGGCCUUCCUAGAAGACAUAAUCAUUGGUAUCCUGCAGAAACAUACCUGGAACUUCAUCUACUUGCACCCAUGGGUCUACGGAGCCCUGCCUGAAGCAGAGUGGGAGAACUUGCAAAAUCUGUUCAGAGUCUACAUUCACAACAUAAUCCUGGCCCUGCAUGGUCACGUCGAGCUGUACCAGGCACCCUAUCCCUUUGUGCUUCAAGGUGCAGCUGGCUGCGACUUGUAUCCCAAUGGCUCCUAUACCAAUUUCUUCCAACUUGCCUACGACGCCCACAACUUCCUCAGCUUUGAUGCGGACAGCAGACUCUGGGAGGAGCAGCAUGAAUAUGAGCUGGCAGGGCAAGUUGAAAGGCAGUUCAACAACCUGACUGGCUUCUCUUCAACCCUGCAGUACCUUCUCAAUAUCACUUGUGUUAACUACAUGAAGAAAUUUAUUGAGUGUGGGACAACAGCUCUGGAGAGACAAGAACUGCCUGUGGCUACAGUCUUUGCCCGCACGCCCAGCCCAGCCCAGCUGCUGCUGGUUUGCCGCGUCACCGGCUUCUACCCACGGCCCAUCAGCGUGGCCUGGCUGCGGGAUGGCCAGGAGGUGCCACCGGGCCCAGCGCUCAGCACCAGCAGCAUCCUGCCCAACGCCGACCUCACCUACCAGCUGCGCAGCAUCCUGGCCGUCACCCCCCGCGACGGGCACAGCUACGCCUGCCGCGUGCGCCAUCGCAGCCUGGGCACCCGCAGCCUCCUCGUCCCCUGGGGCAACACCAAGGUAGCUCUCAGCGUCGGCAUUACCAUCGCAGUGCUGCUGGCUGUUGCUGCAGCCCUUGCUGGGGCCAUCUGGCACUGCAGACGCAGGGGAAGUCUCCUCACCUAGGUGCACCAGCUCCAUUGGCUGCAGGCUGUGGUGGGCAGGGGACAGCUGGCCGGGGCUGCCUCGUCCAGUCUCCCUGACCUCCUUCUCCCUUGGAGGCGCUGAGAGCACAGUGCACACCGCGUCAGGAAGGCACCGGGGACCACAACAGCCACUCACAUCUCCCUGGUAAUAAACCACUGGUUAGCAGCCUCGUGUGUGGUACCGCAU
Pogoniulus pusillus (Red-fronted tinkerbird) is the source of this 1167-nucleotide messenger RNA. RefSeq names its product antigen-presenting glycoprotein CD1d-like. NCBI's taxonomy places the organism in Eukaryota, Metazoa, Chordata, Aves, Piciformes, Lybiidae. Gene Ontology annotation, molecular function: lipopeptide binding; endogenous lipid antigen binding; exogenous lipid antigen binding. The record is from RefSeq and is a predicted model, not a curated record. Gene Ontology annotation, biological process: positive regulation of T cell mediated cytotoxicity; antigen processing and presentation, exogenous lipid antigen via MHC class Ib; antigen processing and presentation, endogenous lipid antigen via MHC class Ib. The coding region runs from base 1 to 960 and encodes 319 amino acids. Gene Ontology annotation, cellular component: external side of plasma membrane. The transcript has 5 exons.